AUGGCAGCAAUGACAGCGACAGCUUACCAUCAUUACUCACCAUUUGGUAGUACUCCACUUACAAUGGAAGAUUACAUGUCCGGGAUAUCAUGUGCCUUACUGGAUGUCGAGGAAAUGUUGUUGCAGCAACGUGGAGCCAGAGAGGCUCCAUUUCCUGGAAUGGACAAAAGUGGUCGUGGUGUAUGUAUACGUAAUGAACAGGGUACAUGUACAAUGGGAGCUGUUUGCCCAUUGAGGCAUAUUGCUGUGGUUUGUAAACACUGGUUACGUGGACUAUGUAAAAAAGGCGACCAAUGCGAAUUCUUGCAUGAAUACGAUUUAAUGGCUUGCAGUAAUCGUGAGUGUCCUUUUCGACAUAUUGAUCCCGAAAGUAAAAUCAAAGAUUGUCCGUGGUACGAUCGUGGAUUCUGUCGACAUGGCCCGUUUUGUAAGCAUCGACAUCGCCGACGUGUCCUUUGUCCUAAUUAUUUGGCAGGCUUUUGUCCAGACGGAGGGGAUUGUAAAUAUGCUCAUCCUUCUUUCAAUAUUCCACCUGUAGACACGACUCAAAUUCUUCGAGCACGAGGACAAUAUAACAUUGGAAUAGUAUGUCACAAUUGUCAUGAAAGAGGCCACAAGGCGACAUACUGUCCUCAUUUACCUACUCAAACGCAAUUACCGUUGUUAGAUUCAUCGAAAGUGAAUGCGCAGAUAUCACAAGAAUUGGUAGCUCUUUCCGAGAAAAAAGCGCUUUCAGAUUGUGGUGAAAAAGGUCAUUACGCAAAUCGAUGCCAUAAAGGAUUGUUGGCAUUCCUGUCAAACACGGCAUAUCUUGCUCACGAACAACGAGAAAAAGAUGAAAAAGAAGCCAAGGGAAACGGUCAACAAUUUGGAAUUGUGGCGAAGUGUCAGCAGUCACCGCAACCGAAUGUAUCAAAUUCAACUAGUAAAUCUGGUGAAAUGCUGCGUUAA
This is a messenger RNA of Acanthocheilonema viteae, 951 nucleotides long. NCBI's taxonomy places the organism in Eukaryota, Metazoa, Nematoda, Chromadorea, Rhabditida, Onchocercidae. The record is from the annotation of a GenBank genome assembly.